AUGAAGAGGGGAAAUGCUCUCCAGGACCUCACCCUGGGAGCGAUGGCUCUGUCCGUUGGGCAGGACUACAGUCAAUAUGUCGAUAUAUUUAUGGGGACCAACACCGUGGGCAACAACUUCCCCGGUGCCGUACGACCAUUCGGGAUGGUCAAGCUCGGUCCGGAUCUGUACGUCGAGGGCACAGAUUCGUACGCGGGGUAUCUGUCCACGGGCAAUUUCUCCGGGUUCAGCAUGAUGCACGAGCAAGGCACCGGCGGCGCGCCCAAAUACGGAACCGUUUCGCAACUCCCGCUGGUUGGCGAUAUCAGUGAUCCCCUUGCCAAUAUCACCGUCUCGCGCUCCGGAACGGACUCGGGCUCCGUGGGCUACUACAAGGCCACGACGGGGCAGGAUGUCACCGUCGAAUUGGCCUCCACGGCUCGCGCUGGGAUGUAUCGCUAUAGCUUCCCUCCAGGGUCGCAGAAUAAUGUUCUGGUUGAUGUCUCGCAUGUGCUUCCCUCGUACCGUGGGAUGGGCCUCAGUCAAAAUUAUGAAGGCGGAGAACUCGAGGUCUUCGAUGACGGUCAUUACGAGGGCCACGGCGUGUACAACAAUGGGUGGAAUGAAGCCCCAGACUGGACGAUCUAUUUCUGUGGCCAUUUCAGCUCCACCCCCACCAGUAGCAAGCUCUAUACAGCUACAGGCUCUGGAUCGAGCGUGCAGCAGUCCGGCAGCUCUGUCUCCUCAACAUCGAAUUCGACCCGAGUAGGCGGGCUUUUCACCUUCAAAGACCAAGAUGUGGUUUCUCGCGUUGGGAUCUCCUGGAUUUCCACUGAGCAGGCGUGUGACAACGUGGCUAAUGAGAUUCCCAAAGGCACAAACUUCGAGGCUGUUGUCUCGGAUGCCGUCGCCGAAUGGAACUUGAAGGUCCUGUCCAAGGUCACCACAACCAACACCAACCAGACAACGCUCAACCUGCUGUACUCAUCUCUCUAUUUCAUGCAUCUGAUCCCCACGAACCAAACCGGCGAGAAUCCCGGCUGGACAUCAUCCGAGCCAUAUUAUUCCGAUAUCUUCACUUUCUGGGAUCUGUUUCGAUGUGGUACAGCGUUGAUGCAAGUCUUGCAGCCAAAGGCGUAUGAAGAACAGAUUCGCUCCUUGAUCGAUAUCUGGCGAAAUGUCGGGUGGAUGCCCGAUGCACGCUCUUCAAACUACAACGGCCGCUCCCAAGGUGGAUCCAAUGCAGACAACGUCCUGGCCGAUGCCUACGUCAAGGGCGUGCGCGGCGCCGUCGACUGGGAAGACGGGUACAAGGCCUUGCUCGCCGAUGCAGAGCACACGCCGCCGAAUUAUCCAGUUGAUCCCAUGGCGCCAGACUCCUCGACCCACGAGGGUCGGGGCGCGCUUCCGGAUUGGAUCAGUCUGGGCUAUAUCAGUCCCCGAUUUACUCGCGCCGGCACUCGGGCCGUGGAGUAUUCCUGCAACGACUUUGGUGUGCAUCAAGUAGCAACGGGACUGAAGAAGCACCAGGACGCGAAGAAAUACCUCGGGCGCUCACGCAACUGGCGCAACCAUUGGGAUCCGGACCAGACCUCGCUGGGCUUCUCCGGGUUUCUCGUGCCGCGCAAUUCCUCUGGUUUUAUUCCCAGCGACCCGUUGGCAAACGACGGCUACUGGGGCGAUCCCUUCUACGAGGCCAAUUCAUGGGCAUACUCCUGGAACGCCGUGCAUGAUAUGGAGCAUAUGAUUGAUCUGAUCGGAGGCCCUGAGAGGACGGUCGAUCGGCUGAACACGAUGUUCCUCGACGGCGCCAGUGGAUCGAGCGGGACGAUCUUCGAUCCCACUAACGAACCAAUGUUCAAUGUGCCGUAUCUGUAUAACUACGUAGGCCGACAGGACUUGUCCGUCAAGCAGUCACGCACGGUAGCCAAAGCCCACUAUAGCACAGGGCCAGCAGGUCUUCCUGGCAACAGCGAUGCGGGCGCUAUGCAGACCUGGCUGCUCUGGAACAUGAUCGGACUGUAUCCCGUCACGGGCCAAACCACCUUCCUGAUCCAUUCGCCGUGGUUCGAGUCGUUGACAAUCGACCUGGGCGAGGACAAGACGCUGAAAGUUACAUCGACCGGCGGGGAUGGCAACGGGGAUUCCAACUAUUACGUGCAGUCCCUGAAAGUGAACGGCAAGAAGUGGACGCGGAACUGGCUGACCUGGGAUGAUGUCUUUGCGAACGGUGGCACGCUCGAGUUCGAGCUGGGCGCGAACGCCGUCAACUGGAGCACGGGCGCGCUGCCUCCGAGUCCGGCGUCUGUUUAA
Penicillium riverlandense is the source of this 2292-nucleotide messenger RNA. RefSeq names its product alpha-1,2-mannosidase family protein. Gene Ontology annotation, molecular function: peptide-N4-(N-acetyl-beta-glucosaminyl)asparagine amidase activity; carbohydrate binding. Gene Ontology annotation, biological process: protein deglycosylation; protein quality control for misfolded or incompletely synthesized proteins; glycoprotein catabolic process. The transcript is spliced from 5 exons. Gene Ontology annotation, cellular component: cytosol; nucleus. The coding region runs from base 1 to 2292 and encodes 763 amino acids. The record is from RefSeq and is a predicted model, not a curated record. Lineage: Eukaryota; Fungi; Ascomycota; Eurotiomycetes; Eurotiales; Aspergillaceae.